Messenger RNA from Ziziphus jujuba (common jujube), 880 nucleotides. RefSeq lists its product as uncharacterized. The transcript is spliced from 2 exons. NCBI's taxonomy places the organism in Eukaryota, Viridiplantae, Streptophyta, Magnoliopsida, Rosales, Rhamnaceae. The record is from RefSeq and is a predicted model, not a curated record. Bases 85 to 714 code for a protein of 209 amino acids.
CUCUGGCUUUAAUUAGAUGAUCUUCCGCAUUCUCUGUUUCACAAAAAAAUAAAAAAUAAAAAUAUUCAAAAUUUAAAAACCAUCAUGAAAAAUAUUCAAAAUCUUCGAAACCUGUACUGUACAGAUUCUGAACCAACUAGAAUUUACACCAAAAACCCAUUUCCAUCAAUGCCUCUAAUUCCUCAACAUCCCAUUUUUUUGGAACUUUUAAAGCUCUCUGCAACUCUCUGCACAUUGUUCAUUUUCUGUCCAUUCCUUUUCUUGGUACUCGUUUUAAUUUUCUUCUCUAUCUUUCUGAUUUUGCCCUUUGUUUAUUCCAUAAUCUGGGCAGUUUUUCUCUGGAAAAUCUUGUUCAUGUACCCCAUUAGAUUUUUUGAGAUGAAAUUGAUGAAGCUUUUGAUUAGCAGAAAACCCAAUAAAUGUGAUACUGUAAUUUCAAAGAAUGAAGAAGAAGAAGAAGAUGUUGAUGAUUAUGAGGUGUUUGAGGUACUCAAAGAGAAGCAGGAAAGUGUGGAAUUGGAUCCUAUGGAAUUUCCAAGUUUCUAUGAAACCGAUGAUGAUGAAGGAAAAGGGAUAAAUGAAAAUAAUAAGCUUUGCAGCAAAGAAGAAGAUUCAUGGCAUAUUCUUGUUCCCAAAUCUAUGAAGAUUGAAGAAUACAAACCGUUCUAUGAAAUUUUAACCUUUUGGAAGAGGAAGGAGAAAGGAGAUGCAUAGCAUAGUUGAAACAUUUUAUAGGUAUAGUUUGUAAUUAAUUUUGUUUUGUUAUUGUUUUUUUUUUUUUAUUUUUUUAUUGUUGUUCGUUUCUGUAAGUAAAAUAUAUCUGAAUGUUUUUCAAACAAACAAAAUUUUAAUUAUCCAAAAUUAGUCCGUUGAAUUUUGA